Molecule: messenger RNA, 1023 nt
Organism: Cynara cardunculus var. scolymus (artichoke)
Lineage: Eukaryota; Viridiplantae; Streptophyta; Magnoliopsida; Asterales; Asteraceae
Product: vesicle-associated protein 4-2-like
Exons: 7
Coding region: 49-858 (269 amino acids)
Biological process (GO): endoplasmic reticulum membrane organization
Cellular component (GO): plasma membrane; endoplasmic reticulum membrane
Source: RefSeq, a predicted model, not a curated record
AUUAAUAAGAAGACUGAAAACACGCUUAUGUUUUGAUGAGAUUGACCGAUGGCAAUCGUUGACGGUAGACAUUCGCCGGACGGCGGCAGCGGCAGCGGUAAAGUUUGGGGAUUAUUUAAGCUACCGUUUCGGAGCACAAAUAUUAGUACUACGCAUACAACUUCAUCGUCUUCUUCCUACCAAAUUGAAGGAUCCAACCCUCACAACAACAACAACAACAAUAACUAUAGCUCCAGCUCCACCGCCUCCGUUUCAUCGGUGGCUAGAUCUUUGCUUCCAACACGGCGUCGCCUUCGACUUGAUCCGAGAAAUAAGCUCUAUUUUCCCUAUGAACCUGGCAAGCAAGUCCAAAGUGCUAUUAAGAUAAAGAACACCAGCAAGUCUCAUGUAGCUUUUAAGUUUCAAACAACUGCGCCAAAAAGCUGUUUCAUGCGUCCUCCCGGUGCUAUUCUUGCUCCUGGCGAGAGUAUUAUUGCAACUGUUUUUAAAUUUGUGGAGCUUCCAGAGAACAAUGAAAAACCAAUGGAUCAAAAGAGAAAGGUUAAAUUCAAAAUCAUGAGUUUGAAAGUGAAAGGGAUUAUGGAUUAUGUACCUGAGCUAUUUGACGAGCAGAAAGAUCAAGUGGCGGUGGAACAGAUAUUACAAGUUGUGUUUCUAGAUGUGGAGCGUCCUAGCCCCGCCCUGGAAAAAUUGAAGCGACAAUUAGUGGAGGCUGAGGCUGCUCUCGAAUCCCGCAAGAAACCACCCGAAGAAAUCGGGACAAAAAUUGUCGGUGAAGGCCUUGUCAUAGACGAAUGGAAAGAGAGAAGAGAGAGAUACCUGGCCCGACAGCAAGUGGAAGGCGUAGACUCGGUUUAAUAACAAAAGAUUCAUUCUUUCUUGAAUCAUAAAACCGUUCAUUUUGUAUCAUUUGGUUCCUGUGAUGGUGUUAUAUAAGAAAAUUAAGAGUUGGACAGAUGACAAUUGAUGUUUACGUUGUAAAAAGCUUUGGUGUUAUAUACUAGGCUCGUGUGGUUUGGUAGA